AUGAACCAUGUGCAACCCUUACACCUCCAUGGAAUUGUACCCGCUACCGCUGUUACGUCACCCCACCAUCGAUUAUCUCUAACAGAGUGUGUUAUUGUUGUUAUGACAUUGGCGGGUCAGCCGUCGUCCGCCCGUAUUGCUGCCGUCGCACCUCUCUCCCUCGCUAUCCCCGAGGGCAGUCGACUCGACAAAGUGGGGAGGCGCCAUGUAUGCGCCGGCGCAUCGUCAUACACAAUGCGACAAAGGAAUGGCAAUGCACACAUAGACAACAUUGAUAACGCGGUAUGUUUACAACUGCACUAG
Molecule: messenger RNA, 303 nt
Organism: Arctia plantaginis
Lineage: Eukaryota; Metazoa; Arthropoda; Insecta; Lepidoptera; Erebidae
Source: the annotation of a GenBank genome assembly